Messenger RNA from Alosa alosa (allis shad), 2366 nucleotides. RefSeq names its product solute carrier family 22 member 13a (gene slc22a13a). Gene Ontology annotation, biological process: transmembrane transport. Gene Ontology annotation, molecular function: transmembrane transporter activity. The record is from RefSeq and is a predicted model, not a curated record. Lineage: Eukaryota; Metazoa; Chordata; Actinopteri; Clupeiformes; Clupeidae. Bases 593 to 2221 code for a protein of 542 amino acids. Gene Ontology annotation, cellular component: membrane. The transcript has 10 exons.
AAAGCACUGUUUUUCCAACCUUUCCAACCCAUCAGAUCUGAGGGUAGAUGUUAGACAAGGUCAGGAAACAGAUCAUGACGCAGGUCAUUUGUCCCUUGCUGUGUAUAUUGCACUUUAUGAUGACUAUAAAGGGUUCUGAAUCAUGCGGAUAUGCACCAGCUUGUGAUAAAAAUGCAUCUAAAACAAAAGGGCUCUGUGUUCUAUUUCCAGGGAACUGACCCUGUUCUCUAUUACCUUAAAUGUUUGGGUGACAUAAAUAUGUAAUUUGUAGUCUAGUAUAUAAUGCCAUUGUCAUGUCAAUUAACUCAACAAGUCUUUCCAGACAUGAGUCCUUGGUUGCCAAUUUUGUUACCUUGUUCUUGGUCUCAUGGCCUAUCUUCAGUUUUGUAUGCCUAUUUGUUAGCAACUGCCAUGCGCAGCAAGUGGUGUGUAGAUUGUCAAGGAAUCUGACAGGGGCAUAGAGUCCAAACCCUGCCAUCAUGCUGAGUCACAAGUAAUUGUCAAGUUAACCAUUAAUUCACACUGUUUAAAGGUGAUUCACUGACAAAGCCUCUUGUGUGAUUUUUGUGGUGGAGUCAGUGCUUGCAUCAUCAUGGCAGACUUUGGGGAGAUUCUCGAGGCUAUUGGAGACUUCGGUCUUUUUCAAAAACUCAUCCUGUUUGGCCUCUGCUUCCCAAACACCCUGCUUCCAUUCCACCUCACCAGUCUGAUAUUUAAUCAAGGCAAUGAGGGACAGCGCUGUAACACUGACUGGAUUUUAACAGUGGGCCCUGACUUGACUCUGGAGGAGCAGCUUAAUCUGACCGUACCCAGGCAGCAGGAUGGGUCAUUCAGCACCUGUCACAUGUUCACCCCUGUGGACUGGGACCUUUCGGCCAUUAGAGAGAAUGGCCUUAAUGAGACCACCACCUGCAUCAAUGGUUAUGUGCAUGACCUCUCUGUCUACAAGUCCACGAUAGUCUCUGAUUUUGAUCUAGUCUGUGAUAAGGCAAAUUUAGUUGGCCUAGCACAGACAGUGUUCAUGGCUGGUAUUCUGGUUGGGUCACUCUUGUUUGGACCCUUCGCUGAAUCAAUUGGACGACAGCGGGCCACACAAGUACCCGUCGUUAUCAUGGCCAUUUUCACUCUUGUGACCGGCUUCUCACCCAAUCUCUAUUUUUACAUGGUAUCUCAGUUCAUAGUAGGAGUUUCCUAUGGAGGAUUCCGUGUUAACUGCAUUGUCCUAGCGACUGAAUGGAUUGGAAAGAACAAGCGUGCCUAUGCCUCUUGUUUGACACAAAUACUGGCUGGUGUUGGCCAGUGCAUUCAAGCUGGUAUAGUGUAUUUCAAUCGGGACUGGAGAAUUGCCCAGUUUAUCAUGGGAUCACCUAUUGUAUUGGUGGCUGUUUAUAUCUGGUUCAUCCCUGAAUCGGCCAGGUGGUUGUUGGAUCGGGGGAAAACUGAGCAAGCCAGACAGUUAGUUCUAAAGGCAGCCGCAAUCAACAAACGCACAAUACCUGACAGACUGUUAGAGAAGCUCAAAGAGGGGAAGGCAGUGGAGAGAGGUGGCAUCAGAGCACUCUUGGCCUCCUCAGUCCUGAAGAAGUACUUCUUUAGUAUUUUGGUUGGAUGGUGUGCACUGAACCUGGCAUACUACUGCCUGUCACUGAACGUUGGGAAAUAUGGCCUGAACAUAUUUCUCACUCAGUUCGUAUUUGGGAUAACAGAGGUGCCCGCUCACAUCAUCUGCAUUUGGUUGCUGGAGGCGGUGGGGAGGAAGGCCUCCCUCAUAGCCACCCUGCUGGUGGGAGGCUUCAUCUGUCUGCUCACACUCAUUGUUCCACAAGAUGAGGCUAUUGCUGUUACUGCCCUUGCUACAGUUGGGAGAUUUCUCAUGAAUGGGGCUGGGACUGUGUGCAAUAUUUAUGUCCAGGAGCUUUUCCCCACCUCUAUCAGACAAACUGCCACAGGCUUGGGUGCCACGGCCACGCGGGUGGCGGGAAUGCUGGCUCCUGUGGUGAACCUGCUGGUGAUCUACCACUGGACCAUCCCCACACUGGUGUUCAGCAGCUUUGCUCUAGCCGGAGGGGCCCUGGGCUUCCUGCUGCCAGAGACGAGACGCAUUGAACUGCCCGACUCCACCGAAGAGGCCGAGGGGAAGAGGAACAUGAAGGUUAUGAAGACGAUAGAAGCUCCGAACAUGGUGGAUGGUUCCCAAAACUGCAUAGCCACAAAACUUUAAUUCUUGAUUUUGCCUUUGCCUUUGUAAAAACUCCCUAGUCUCUGAAUUUAAUUGAUUUACUGAACUUCAUGUGUGCAAUGGUGCAUUUAAACUGUUCAUAUUACAUUUGACAUUAUUUUGUUUACAUUAAAGCAACAUCAAAGAA